AUGAAUAAUCUUGAAUUUGGACCUUAAGUAAGUUAGCAGAUGAUUAGAUUACUUCAUGCAUUGAUAAAUAAAUAUGAAGAAUUGGAAAAACUAAACGAUGAUGAUCUGUAAAGGUAUUAAAAAAUGAAAAAUGAGGAUCCUUUACGAUUUUUAAAUUUAAAUUAGUAAAAUCAAUAAAAAAAAUGUUCAAAUAAGAAUCAUCUAAAGGAUAGAAUUACAGAAAGAAACAAUUUAAUUAUUGAGAAUCGUUACUAAUGUGGGACUUGCUUUUCAAUAUUUUUAAAUUAUUAAUAAUUAGGUCAACAUUGUUGGCAAUAUCAUUCAUCAAAAAACCUUCAAUCAGAUUCAGAUACUAAUCAAUAAUCAUAAUAAGGAUAAUAAUAGUGA
This is a messenger RNA of Paramecium primaurelia, 387 nucleotides long. NCBI's taxonomy places the organism in Eukaryota, Ciliophora, Oligohymenophorea, Peniculida, Parameciidae. The record is from the annotation of a GenBank genome assembly.